AUGGAAGCCCAACUGAGACCAUUAUUGGAAGUUGCUGUCAGGGACAAGAAGGUACCGGGGAUCGGGUGCUUCAUCAUCGACUCCAAGGGCAAUUACUUGCUCAAGGAGACCUUGGGAAGCUCUCAUAUUCAAGAUCCCAACGCCGCUCCAUUCGACGCUGACACCGUGGUGACAUUCUAUUCAUGCACCAAACUUGUCACCGUGAUUGCCACCUUACAACUGCUCGAACAAGGGAAACUCUCCCUCUCAGAUCCGGUGGAGAAAUUCGUGCCUCGAAUCUCGAAGCUGGAGGUGCUCGAGUCUGUUAAGACGGACGCAGAUGGCAAACCCGUACCCGUCUUGCGCUCACCAGCGUCAAAACCUACCAUUCAGCAUCUCCUGACCCACACAUCUGGCCUCUCGUACGACUUCUUUGAUCACGGAACACUGGCAUACCGCGUGGCUACCGGCCGCACUCCCAUGCAGUACCACGCAACCGCAGAAUGGGAAGAUUAUGAAACUCCGCUGCUGGCCGACCCAGGCACCAAAUACGUGUAUGGUAUCGGCACCGACUGGCUUGGUUUCGUUGUCCAGGAAGUGUCGGGCCAACCUCUUCCAGAUUAUUUCGAGGAACACAUCUGCAAGCCCCUAGGCAUGCACAACUCAAGCGGCAAGAUUCCACCAGGGAAGAAUUUUUUGCUGGUCCAUUUCGACGCACCCGACGGGCUUGUAGGGGUCCCGGAUGCGAAGCACAACGAAAACCCCCCUCUCUGGGGAGGUGGAGGAUUUCUCUACACGACAAUGAACGACUACGCGAAACUACUGGUGACUUUGCUUAACGACGGCACAUCGCCCACCACGGGCAACUCGAUCCUGAAACCCGACACGGUCAAAGGCCUUCUUUUCAAGGACAUCCUUGGUCCAGAAGUCGACAGGUCUGGCGUGGGCGAAGUCGGCGCCAGCAUCCCGCAAGCCUCGCUCGAGGGUACGUUCCUACCGUCCAUGCCAGUCGAGAAACGGGGCUGGUCUGCCGGUCUGCUCAUCAACCACGAAGACCUUCCCUACGGUCGCAAAGCCGGGUCGGGUGCGUGGGCCGGCCUCGGGAACUUGUACUACUGGGUCGACCCCGCGACCGGGAUCGCCGGCAUGAUCUGCACGAGCAUUCUGCCAUUUUUGAAUCCGACCGUGAUAAGGCUUUUUGACGAGCUGGAGAGGGUCGCCUACGGCCACGGUGUCAGCGGCGACGACCUGGAUCCGAAUAAGAGGAGUAUCAAGCUCAAGUCAUAA
This is a messenger RNA of Fonsecaea nubica, 1266 nucleotides long. RefSeq lists its product as hypothetical. Bases 1 to 1266 code for a protein of 421 amino acids. The transcript has a single exon. Lineage: Eukaryota; Fungi; Ascomycota; Eurotiomycetes; Chaetothyriales; Herpotrichiellaceae. The record is from RefSeq and is a predicted model, not a curated record.